Molecule: messenger RNA, 1791 nt
Organism: Rhineura floridana
Lineage: Eukaryota; Metazoa; Chordata; Lepidosauria; Squamata; Rhineuridae
Gene: ACTL6A
Product: actin like 6A
Exons: 14
Coding region: 98-1387 (429 amino acids)
Biological process (GO): nervous system development; regulation of transcription by RNA polymerase II
Cellular component (GO): SWI/SNF complex; NuA4 histone acetyltransferase complex
Molecular function (GO): chromatin binding
Source: RefSeq, a predicted model, not a curated record
AUUUGGUGUGGGGGGGGGCAGGCGUGCUGAGGGUUUUUUUGUGUUUGUGUGUGCGCGCGUGUCUUGGUGCCGGCCAAACGAGAAAUCAGGAGCGGUCAUGAGCGGCGGCGUGUACGGAGGGGAUGAAGUUGGCGCUCUGGUGUUCGAUAUCGGUUCCUAUACGGUGAGAGCAGGCUAUGCUGGGGAGGACUGCCCAAAGGUUGACUUUCCCACGGCCAUUGGCGUGGUACUGGACAGGGAUGAUGGGAGCUCCAUGAUGGAGAUUGAUGGUGACAAAAGCAAACAAGGGGGCCCAACAUACUACAUAGACACUAAUGCUCUGCGAGUUCCAAGGGACAACAUGGAGGCCAUUUCACCUUUGAAAAAUGGAAUGAUUGAAGACUGGGAUGGCUUCCAAGCUAUUUUGGAUCACACGUACAAGAUGCACAUUAAAUCUGAAGCUGCUUUGCAUCCUGUCCUAAUGUCUGAAGCACCAUGGAACACCAGAGCCAAGCGUGAGAAACUGACAGAACUGAUGUUUGAACAUUACAAUAUCCCUGCUUUCUUCUUGUGCAAAACUGCAGUUCUUACAGCCUUCGCUAAUGGCAGAUCCACAGGCUUGAUCCUGGAUAGUGGAGCAACCCACACCACUGCUAUUCCAGUGCAUGAUGGAUAUGUGCUCCAGCAAGGCAUUGUGAAAUCACCUCUGGCUGGAGAUUUCAUUACAAUGCAGUGCAGAGAACUAUUUCAGGAAAUGAACGUUGAGAUAAUCCCUCCAUAUAUGAUCGCGUCAAAGGAAGCAGUUCGUGAGGGUUCUCCAGCAAACUGGAAAAGAAAAGAGAAAUUGCCACAGGUCACAAGAACUUGGCACAAUUAUAUGUGUAAUUGUGUAAUUCAGGACUUUCAAGCUUCUGUCCUCCAAGUGUCCGAUUCAACUUAUGACGAACAGGUGGCAGCACAGAUGCCAACGGUACAUUAUGAAUUCCCCAAUGGCUACAAUUGUGAUUUUGGUGCAGAGCGGUUAAAAAUUCCCGAAGGCUUGUUUGACCCUUCCAAUGUAAAGGGUUUAUCUGGCAACACAAUGCUUGGCGUGAGCCACGUGGUCACCACGAGUGUUGGGAUGUGUGACAUAGACAUCAGGCCAGGCCUCUAUGGCAGUGUGAUUGUAGCAGGAGGCAAUACGCUAUUGCAGAGCUUUACAGACAGGCUAAAUAGAGAACUCUCUCAGAAAACUCCUCCGAGCAUGAGGCUGAAGUUGAUAGCGAACAAUACAACGGUAGAACGAAGAUUUAGUUCCUGGAUUGGUGGCUCCAUUUUGGCUUCUUUGGGUACCUUCCAACAGAUGUGGAUCUCCAAGCAAGAAUACGAAGAAGGUGGAAAACAAUGUGUAGAAAGGAAAUGCCCAUAAAAACCUCCUGUGAUUAAAAAGAAAUGGCUGCCCACCCAAGCGCUUCUAAUACCCGAUAGCUUUAGCAUACUCAGGAAUGGAACGUUUUGUCUCUGUUUUGUAGGAAAUGUAUACUUUUUUGUGCGUUCUGCAAUUUCCAUUUUUAACAAACCAUAGGUAUUUUAAAAGGCCAAACUGGUUCUGUGACAGCAAACGGAUGCCUGCAUCCUCCGUAAAUGCAAUAACUCUUAUACAAACGUUUUAUAAUUUUUGUAUAAAUAACUAUUUUCUGCAAAAUCAUUUUUUUCCUGGAAACUAAGCUAUGAACUGUGGAUGUAAUCUCUUGCCUUUCUAAGAAACGUGUCUAGUUUCAGACUAGUCUUCCGUGUUAUGUUGGCCAUAAUAAAUUCCUCUAGUUUGUCUUA